CCUCGCCCUCUCUUUCUUUCUCUCUUUUAUAUUAACCCUAUGAAUGGAACAUGGAGUAAAUUUUCAAUAUUUAAAUAAUUGCUUGAAUAAAUGUUCUUUGUUUGAUCUAAAAAUAAAGAGUUUUUUAAUAGAAAUAAUUCUUUAUAUGAUAUUCAUUAAAAAACAAAUAUUUCCUUUGUAUGUCUUUGUGAGACAGAUUUUUGAAAUUGGUGAAAUUAUGUAAUAAUAAAAGUAAUAGCUUGACUUUAAUAUUAUGAAUCGUGCCAAGAAAGUCUUGAUUGUUUAGCUAGAAUUCCCGCAGCUGAUGUAACUAAUCGUGUCGACACCUGUUUUCAUUUAUGUUAAGUGGUAUACAUAUGGAAGAAUCACAAAAAAUUUUGAGGUUGGACUAGUUGGCCAAGUUGUAUAUAUUUGUAAAGAGAAAUUAUAUAAACAUUUGAAUAAACGAAUUAAGCAAUGACUUUGGAAGUUGUUCCUAUCCACAAACAUCCGGAAUACCUCUUAGAUUGUUGUAAUAUUAUAAAUCAAGAGUGGAAAAGAUCUAAAACAGCUCGGUUACACAGUUUAGAACAAUCUUGUGACCAUUUACCAACAUCAUUGAUUUUAUUAAAGGAUAAAACUGUGAUUGGCCAUCUCAAAUUAUCAGUAAUACCAAAUAUUAAGACAGCAUGCUUCGUAGAGUCUGUAGUUGUAGAAAUGAAUCACAGGAACAAAGGAUAUGGAUCAAUGUUAAUGAGGGAAGCUGAGAAUUUUUGUAGGGGUCUUGGUUUAAACGCAGUUUAUUUAUCCACUAAAGGACAAGAAGAGUUUUAUGUAAAAUUAGGGUACAAAAUUUGCGCCCCCGUUUCGAUAUAUGGGAAUUUUGUUUCAAAAAAUAUGGAUACAGUGAAUAUUGUGUUGAAACCUUUCAAAUUAUCUGAUGAAGCAAACGAAAACACAACAAAAGGAGUAUACCCACCAACACCGCCUCCUCCUCCUCCUCUCGUAAAAAUUGUAUCGUCCAAGAAGAUUUUUAUGAAGAAGAUUCUAUAGCUUUUGGAUUAUUUGUAGGAGUAAAGGAUGAAUAUUAGAAGUUACAAAUUGGUAAAUUUUUGAAGCAAAAAAUAGAUGAUUCAGCUUAACAGCAUAGUCAUUAUAUUAUUUAUAAAUAUCAUUUUUUUUUCGUUUUAUUAGUAAUUUAUUCAGCUAAUCAACUCUACCCUUAAAACAACUCUUAACUAACAAGAAUGGUAGUAAACAGUGUGUUCAGUAUGAAUAUCACCAACAGUUCCAGAAACUAUCAAUUUUGAAUGAAUCACAAAGUCUUUUGCUUUGUAUUUUAUAAUUUUUACCUACAAAUUCAAUAAAAUACUUUCAAACUUU
Molecule: messenger RNA, 1362 nt
Organism: Diorhabda carinulata
Lineage: Eukaryota; Metazoa; Arthropoda; Insecta; Coleoptera; Chrysomelidae
Product: N-alpha-acetyltransferase 80
Exons: 2
Coding region: 457-1032 (191 amino acids)
Biological process (GO): protein acetylation
Cellular component (GO): cytoplasm
Molecular function (GO): N-acetyltransferase activity; acetyl-CoA binding
Source: RefSeq, a predicted model, not a curated record